This is a messenger RNA of Gadus morhua (Atlantic cod), 2046 nucleotides long. RefSeq names its product leucine aminopeptidase 3 (gene lap3). The coding region runs from base 134 to 1687 and encodes 517 amino acids. The record is from RefSeq and is a predicted model, not a curated record. Lineage: Eukaryota; Metazoa; Chordata; Actinopteri; Gadiformes; Gadidae. Gene Ontology annotation, molecular function: metalloaminopeptidase activity; manganese ion binding. The transcript has 13 exons. Gene Ontology annotation, cellular component: cytoplasm. Gene Ontology annotation, biological process: proteolysis.
GUUGACGUAUGAAACGCGACAGGCUGAGGCAAUCAAUGGAUAACCCAUGGAUAACCCCUAAACCAGACAUUUCACAUGUAGACGACCUGUGUCUGCAUUACAAUUAAAUCCCUUACGCACAUAUGUGUAACAGAUGACAAUGUUUACGUUAAAAAGAGCUUUGCUGACAGCAGCGAGAAUAAAACAAUGUCGAUUCUUUUCUGCAUCACAGAACAACUGGAAUAACAGAAAAGGCCUGGUACUGGGAGUGUACGAGAAAGAGGGAGAAACUGACAGUUUUGAUCUGACAACUGCAGCUAGAAGCCUGGACGAUGCUGUGUCUGGCAAGCUCUCAGAAUUGCUAAAAAUCUCUGGCCCAGCACUGAAAAAAGGCAAAAACAGAAUAUUUUAUGGGCUCCAUGAGGAUUUCCCAUGUGUGGCAGUAGUUGGUCUUGGCAAAAAUAAUGCAGGUGUGUGUGGGUCGGAGAACUGGGACACCGGCAAGGAAAACAUCAGAGCAGCAUUAUCAGCUGGCUGCAGACUGCUCCAGGACCUGGAGGUGAGCCACGUGGAGGUGGAAGCGUGUGGAGAUGCCCAGGCAGCAGCAGAAGGUGCCGUGCUUGGUCUGUUUCAAUACGACCUACUGAAGACCAAGAAGAAGACCAAAGUCACCACACAGCUACAUGGAAGUGAUGAUGUGGCAGGUUGGGAGAAAGGGAUUCUGUAUGGUGAAGGCCAGAAUCUAGCCCGCCUCCUUAUGGAGGGUCCAGCCAAUCUCAUCACGCCCACCGCCUUCGCCGACACAAUUGAAGAGAAACUUGCACCAUACAGUGAACGAGUGACUGUUCACAAGCGGUCUCAAGGUUGGAUAGUGGAGCAGCAGAUGGGGGCGUUCCUCAGUGUUUCUAAAGGCUCUGAGGAGCCCCCUGUCUUCCUGGAGCUUCAUUACAAUGGGAGCCCCGAUAAAACUCAAGCCCCACUGCUUUUGGUUGGCAAAGGAAUUACCUUUGACAGUGGAGGUAUUUCCCUCAAGCCGCCGUCUGGGAUGGAUGCAAUGAGGGCCGACAUGGGGGGAGCGGCCACAGUGUGCGCCGCUCUGGUCACGGCGGUAGCCCUCAAACUUCCCAUCAACAUCAUAGGCCUGGCUCCCUUGUGUGAGAACAUGCCCAGCGGAAAGGCCAGCAAACCAGGAGAUGUCGUCACGGCCAAGAAUGGAAAGACCAUCCAGGUUGACAACACAGACGCAGAGGGCAGGCUGGUCCUGGCUGAUGCUCUCUGUUAUGCACACACAUUCAGCCCCAGAGCCAUUGUCAACGCAGCUACCCUAACAGGGGCCAUGGAUGUAGCACUGGGCUCAGCAGCGACCGGCGUAUUCAGUAACUCUGACUGGCUUUGGGAGCGGCUACACCAGGCCAGCGUGGUGACGGGGGACAGAGUGUGGCGGAUGCCCUUGUUCCAACACUACACGCGACAGGUGACUGACAGCCAGCUGGCCGACCUCAACAACGUCGGCAGCAGCCGUUCUGGCGGUGCGUGCACGGCAGCGGCCUUCCUGAGGGAGUUUGUCACGGCCCCCCACUGGGCACAUCUGGACAUCGCCGGAGUGAUGGGUAACAAGGACGAGGUUCCCUACCUAAGGAAGGGCAUGUCUGGGCGGCCAACUCGCACGCUGGUGGAGUUUGCUGCAAGACUGGCACAGGAAGCGUGAAGAAAGACACUCUUAGGAAAUUCUAAUGAGAUAUGAGGAUGUACGUGCCAUCAAUACAGAAGAUGACAAAAACAAGAGAAGCUUGGUUUUUACAAUUGUAUAAAAUCGGAUCCAGAUAUAUUCUUCAACUUUGUAAUCAAUAUUCCAUCUUCAUUGCUUAUUUCAGCUAUCCAUACCGUACUACAGGCCAUACAAUUGCUUUUUUACAUAAUUUCCAAAUUUUACAAUUUGGAAAUUAUGUGGAAAGGUGGAUUGCUUGAUCCUACGGUGCAAUUUGAUCACGUUGUAACAUUGUAAAAUCUUCCUGUAGUAUCACAACAUUGUAUUCUAUAUGUAUUUCAAUAAAAUGUACAUGUAUU